Molecule: messenger RNA, 3298 nt
Organism: Polypterus senegalus (gray bichir)
Lineage: Eukaryota; Metazoa; Chordata; Cladistia; Polypteriformes; Polypteridae
Gene: skida1
Product: SKI/DACH domain containing 1
Exons: 1
Coding region: 349-2472 (707 amino acids)
Source: RefSeq, a predicted model, not a curated record
UUUUUUUUUUCUCCUCCUUAUUUCUCUCUCUCUCUCUCUCAUUCACAUUUCCUUCUCUCUACGCAAAUAGCAAGCCAAAUGAGAGCCCGUGGCAGGUAUUGGAGCGCACGCAGACACCCAGACGCAUCAGAGUGCUCGGCUCCUAGCAGCAGCAGCAGCAGUAGCAUCAGUUGCUAUUAUGUUCUUCUCGGUUUUACGGAUUAAAUUUUCAAGAAACUUUUCCGCUUGUGAAGAUCCAGGGAUAUUGGCAGUUUGGCUUUGUUUUUUACGACAACAUGCCAUGAGACGUUGCCCAUUUGCAGCUGGAUUUUGCUCUUGCCAGAUGUGGGGAAUAGUACAAUAGACGAUAUGGAAGGCUUGGAGUCGGGCUACGAGGAGGUGGACGGCGUGAGGCUCGGCUACCUGGUCAUUAAGGGGAAGCAAAUGUUCGCCCUCUCCCAAGUUUUCACCGAUUUGUUGAAAAACAUCCCGAGAACUACUGUCCACAAGCGAAUGGACCACCUGAAUGUGAAGAAGCAUCACUGUGACCUGGAGGAGCUCAGGAAGCUGAAGGCAAUAAAUUCGAUCGCUUUCCACGCAGCCAAGUGCACUCUGAUUUCCAGGGAGGACGUCGAGGCGCUGUACACUUCUUGCAAGACGGAGCGGGUGCUUCGGAGCAAAAGGAGGGGGGCACGACCACCGCGGAACGACUCUUCAAAGGAGCAGCUCCCCCCGAGCCCACUGAGGAGUUUUUGGAAAGAAAACAAAGUUUGGCUCAGCCUGCACGGCAGUCCCCGGCCUCCCUGGCAGCCGGAGGAAGGGCGCUUGAUCCCCUCCCCCUCCCCUCUUCUACCUCACAUUUACAGCGCAUUGUCCGGCCAUGCCUAUCCGCCGCCACGCAAGGAGCUCCACGACUACGGCUCUGCGGCUCUGAUCCCCGGCCACUAUGUAGCGUUCCACCCCGCACACUCGCUUUUCCGGAGCGUGUUCUGCCAGACCGCCUCCAUCGCGUCUCAGCCCCAGCCGGCCGGUAAGCCGCGCAGAAAGCACUCGUGGGUUCCGGGGGGCGCCGGCCCGAGGCUGCUGCUGUUCCCCAAAAGCGUGACCGGCGCGGCCUUCCAGCUGCAGCACGACGGCUUCUACGUGGACACCGCGCAGGAGGGCUACAGCAGCGACUCGGACUCCAGCUCGGACUCGGACUUCGGCUCCAGCCUGUCCAGCUCGUCGGAGGAUGACGAGUCGCAGUCGGAGUCCUCGGAGUUCACGUCCAACCCGGACAGCUCGUCCGAGUCGGACUCCAGCUCGGCGUCCAGCCGCGUCUCGGCGCACAGCAUCCGCUUCAGGCGCACUGCUUUCGCCGGCGGCGCCCACGGCCAGCCGGGUGCCCACCACGGGGCCCCCGCGCCACCCGGCCGAUUCGGGUUGCAAGGCGCCGCAGCCGUCAAGCAACGGGAGCGCGAAUGGUCGCCCAGAUGCCCGCCGGUGAUUUGCUGCUCGGGGGCAUCGGCGCUCCGGCGACCGCUAGCCCCUUCACCUGAGCCAGAGCCAAAGCCAAGCCCGGCAGAAGCACAACAAAGAGCACCAGGCGCCGCCGCCAGUAAAUGUCCUCGAGCGGGCGGCUCGCACUGCGCGCAGCACAAUGAAACAAUAGCCGGCGCCAAGCCCUCGGUGGCUCCAUUAGCUGGAAAUCUGAAGAAGGAGCUCAUUAGCGCGUCGCUGUGGCGCACACCCGAAUUCCCGAAUGUAAAGGCAGAACACGAAGAGACGAGUCCAGAAGCGGGACAGGGCCAGGGCCAGGCCAUCCUGCUGCAGCGGGUCAAAAUCAAAGUGGAGGAAUGCGACUUGGACUUGGACUACCACAGGCCCGAUGGUGCCCGCGAGUGCAAAGCCGACGACCGAGAGCCCUCUUUUUCUCCUCCCGCCGUCCGCAGCGACGGAGAAGACUUUAAGGACACUUUAAUUCCGGGUGGGGAUGGCCCGACUGUUUCUACGUGCACUGAAAGCCCAACCACUUCUCACAAUCAGGACCUGGAAUGCACUUUACUGGACCCUCUUGGCUCAGAGGACGGGGACUGCGAAGAUGGUGCUAGGCUUAGGAAAAACUGUAAGACCCUCGCUUUGGGAAAGCGAUCUGCACUAGACACAUGUCCAGCAAAAGUCCUCGCGAAGGCGGACAGGAGUCCCCGCUCCGCGGCCAAAGGCGACUUUUAUGAAGGAACACUGGAAGACGUCUGCACGGCGUCAUCGAAGCGCAAACGAGUAGCCAGCGGUGUAGCACCGGCGCCCAGGCGGCCCUUUAACUUCAUGGCGAAUUUCCCAUCUCCGCCGUCGCUCGUAAUCGGCGUGGACGGCGAGCUGACACCGGCGUAUUCUCUGAACUCCGUGAAAGAUCUGCAGCCGCCUCACAGGGCCCACCCAGUUUGGAAAUGGCAGCUGGGGGGCUCUGCGGUGCCUCUGCCGCCCAGCCACAGAUUCAGGAAGUUUAACGUUUGACUGUUUUUUGGUUUUUUUUUUCCUUCAUUUUCGUUUUUUUUUUUUUGUUGGCCUUUUUGGAACGAUUGUUGGGAUGGAUACGAAUCUGGUGCGCGCGCACACGUGUGCGUGCGUACGUGUGCGCGCGUUGGAUUGGGAUGCAGCGAUUGUAGCAACUCGACUGUUGAGGAUACGGAGCACAUUUGAAAGUGGUAUGAAGACCCCGCGCUCGCCCCCCUGGAUGGUUAAGACUUUUUUUAAUAUAUAUAUAUAUAUAUUGCGGAUUUCUCAUUCCAAGAUGGAACUCGACUUUCUCAGAAGUUUCUACACGCGUUUUCCUGGAGAUGGAAAAUGGAAUGCUUUAUUAUAUUUGAAUAACACCAAGUACCUCAAAAGAUUUCUUCAGACACAAAUUAGCAAUGAGCCAUUUAAUUUAUGCACUAGGGUAUCGCAUCCGUGAUUUACUUGCUGGACUGACUGCACACUUUCAUUAUGAGGAGUAGUUGUUUGUUUUUUGGUUUGGUUUCUCUUUUUUAUGGAUGGAACUAUUUUGGAACACAUUUGCUGCACUGUAAUGAAAUGUCUUUAUUCUGAAAUAUAAAUGCAAUUUAAUUUAUGUGCGGAAGCACUUGGGACUUUUUCAAAAUGAAUUCUUGUGUUGAGUGAGUGGCAGGUCGCUCUGUGUCCGCCUGUCAAUCACUGUGGGACUUGGAUUUGUUAUUGAGUUUUGACGUCACCAGCAGCUUGAUUGGUUUGGGCCUUUUUAACCCCGUGACGUCACCAGGGAGGCAGAACGUGACAAUCAGCGUGUUUACAUUUGCACACACCUCAGUACAAGUGAAGCCCC